UCUCACGUUUUGCGCCAUAUAGCAUUUCUCUGAACAAAACCCCAAAACCCAAACCCUUGUUGAGCAAAUUCAAGAAAUCUCAUAGCUCUCUCUGAAAUUUGCUAAAGAUCACUAUGGUUGAAGAAGCUCCUACUGCAUCUGAGACUUCCGUUACAAUGCCUCAAACUGUGGAAACUGUAACGGUCGUCGAGGAAACCCUAAUCCAUGGUGACAAGAACGGAAUCACUGUCAACACUACAGUGGAGUCCACCACCGUGUCGGAAACUUCUGUUCUGGCGACCGGUAGUGAUGGUCAGAAGUCUCUGGACAUGGCUGUUGAGUUGAUGGAUAAGGGAAACAAGGCCAUGAAAGAGAACGAUUUUGGUGAGGCAGCUGAUAACUAUAGCCGUGCUCUCGAGAUCAGAGUGGCCCAUUAUGGUGAACUUGCUCCUGAGUGUGUCCACACAUACUACAAGUAUGGCUGUGCACUGCUUUACAAGGCUCAGGAGGAAGCCGAUCCUUUGGGUGCUGUUCCCAAGAAACAGGACGGGUCGCAACAUGGCUCCAAUAAAGAAGGACCUGUGAAGAGUGCUGUGAAUGCUGAAUCCUCCACUGCAUCUUUUCCAAGCAAUGUUGAGCAGGAUGUGACUUCAAAUAACCAGGAGUCAGAAGUGAAUAAUGUGUCUGGUAAGAAAGACCAGCAAGACGAUGAGGAUAGUGACGCCGAAGGCUCGGCAGAAGGUGACGAAGAUGAGUCUGACUUGGACUUGGCUUGGAAAAUGCUUGAUAUUGCUAGAGCCAUUGUUGAAAAGCAAUCUGUCAAUACUAUGGAACAAGUAGAUAUAUUGUCAACAUUGGCAGAUGUUGCUUUGGAAAGAGAGGAUUUUGAAACAUCUCUCUCUGAUUACCAGAAGGCACUAUCCAUCUUAGAACAGUUGGUGGAACCUGAUGAUAGAAAUAUUGCUGACUUAAAUUUCCGUAUAUGCUUGUGUUUGGAGGUUGGUUCUAGGCCUGAAGAAGCUAUUGCUUAUUUAGAGAAGGCUACAUCUGUUUGUAAGGCACGUUUACUUCGUCUCACAAAUGAAGUAAAGAGUUUUUCAGAUUCUACAUCUCCUGCAUCCAAGUUAGAGCGGGAUGAACAAACAUGCCCUGGAUCUGAGUCUAAAAUCUCAAUUGUGGAUAAACAAGCAGAAAUUGAAACUCUCACAGGUCUCUCAAGUGAGCUGGAAAAGAAGCUUGAUGAUCUACAACAGUUAAUCUCAAACCCAAAAUCAAUUCUCGCUGAGAUUCUAGGAAUAGCAGCUGCCAAGGCAGGCAAUGGAAAGGAACCAUCUCAAGGAAGAGUGAGCUCUACACAGUUGGCUACUGCCCACAGCAGUGGAGGUUUUGACUCCCCAACCUUUUCAACCGCUCACACCAAUGGAUCUGCUGGAGUCACACACCUUGGCGUGGUAGGAAGAGGAGUUAAGCGAUCAUCAAAUGCAAGUGUGGCAGAAGCUGGCAUACCAAAGAAACCAGCAUUAGAAACAACCGAAGACAAAGGCGAUGGUGGCAACGCAUGAUGUAUACUGGUCUCAGCUCUGUUGUAUGGAGUGCACUGUCUGAACACUGAAUGCCACCAUACAGUUUGGUGACUCUUUGAAUUAUGGAUCGGACAAAUUCUUGCAAGUUCCAUGAUUGACUGAUUUCAGGAAAGUGUUAUGCCGUAUUUUUCAUUACUGUAGGUUGAUGUGCAGCUCUAACUGAUUUCGGCACAUGUUUCUAAAGACUGAAAUGUUUCACCCUCAAAAACUUGUAAUCACUGUCCCCAUUAUAUGCAUGUUCGAUUAGGGUUAGUUUGGUGAAAAAGGGGAGGGAUUGAAAUGAAUUUUAAACGGAGGAAAGAGGGAAAAUGUGGGAGUUGAGGGAUUUUAAAAUGUUC
Molecule: messenger RNA, 1900 nt
Organism: Vicia villosa (hairy vetch)
Lineage: Eukaryota; Viridiplantae; Streptophyta; Magnoliopsida; Fabales; Fabaceae
Exons: 6
Coding region: 114-1541 (475 amino acids)
Biological process (GO): CENP-A containing chromatin assembly; DNA replication-dependent chromatin assembly
Cellular component (GO): nucleoplasm
Molecular function (GO): histone binding
Source: RefSeq, a predicted model, not a curated record